GAUGUUCCCGUCGGGGGCGGUGGUGGCCGCCGCGGCCGCGCCGGUGCGGCAGGUCGUCUCGCGGGUCGACAAGGCCACCAGCCACCUUCUCAUGGGCCCCGACUGGGCCGUCAACCUCGAAAUCUGCGACUGCAUCAACGCCGACGUCUGGCAAACAAAGGAUGUGGUGAAGGCAGUUAAGAAGCGGUUGCAAAACAAGGACCCGAAGGUUCAAUACUAUGCUUUGACGUUGUUGGAGACAAUGAUGAAGAAUUGUGGUGAAUAUGUGCAGUUUGAAGUUGCCGAACAACAUGUUCUGAACGAAAUGGUUAAAAUAAUCCAGAAGAAGCAUGAUAUGCAAGUAAGGGAUAAAGUAUUAUUACUUUUGGACUCUUGGCAAGAAGCAUUUGGUGGACCUUCAGCUAAAUACAGGCAAUAUCACUUGGCAUAUCUUGAAGUAAAGAGCACAGGUGUAGUGUUCCCAAGACGUCCCAUAGAUGCCCCACCAAUACUUACUCCUCCUGCAACACACAAUUCUCAAAACUAUGGUUCACCCAGAUAUGCUGCUGGAAGUUUGAAUGAACAAAUGUCCGCUGAUGUCGAUACUCUGAGUUUAGGGGACUUGAAUAAUAUUCGUAAUGUGACGGAGCUACUAAGUGAUAUGGUGUAUGCUUUGAACCCAUCAGAUCAAGAGGCUGUUAAAGAUGAAAUCAUCACAGAUCUUGUGAGCCAAUGUCGCUCAAAUCAACAAAAGCUCAUGCAGUUUAUCAGUUCCACAGGGAAUGAGCAGUUACUGAAGCAAGGUCUUGAAAUAAAUGAUCGCCUACAAAAUGUACUUUCAAAAUAUGAUGCCAUCGCUGCUGGUACUCAUUUGGCAGUUGAAGGUCCUGCCAGAGAGACAGUUGAGUCUCCGAGAGAGGAACCAAUAGCAAAACCAUCGCCACCUCAUAUUGUAGAAAAGGACAUCCCUAAUGAAGAGGAGGAUGAGUUUGCUCAGCUGGCACAAAGAAAAAACAAAUCCGUGAUAAGUAGUGAUGAGACAUCAUCAAGCACAAGUACUGUGGAACUUGCCCUUGUACCCAUUGAUAUGCCAAGUUCAGAAUCACCGCCUUCUGUGGCAAGCAAUGCAUUGGUUCCUCUUGACCCAGCUCCAAGUAGUAGUUAUCAAACAAAAGAGCAGGAUUUGAUCGACCUUUUAAGCCUCACCUUGUGCACCCCUACUGAUGAAACUUCCACUGAUUCUUCAGCGCCGAGCCAAAAUGGCCAUCAGCAACCUGCAGUUGCAGAUGGACAAGAAAACCCUACUGGUGUGCCACAAUAUCCUUCAGCCAACCAUCCAUACCCUGUAAACCAGGGAUAUACUCCACAUAUUAGCAACUACGCUGCACCUUGGGCACAAACUGGACCAUAUCCAUCUCAAGCUCCAGCAUAUGCAUCCGGAUAUCCAGCGCCACCAUGGGCUACACCUCCAACUGCCAAUUCUAAUCCUUUCCAGCCAGCUGCUUACCAAGAACAACUCCCUGCUACCUAUACACCUCCCUUAGCUUCAUAUACCUCUCCUUCAACCUCCCAGCUAACGCAACAGUACAAUUCUGUGGGUUCUCCAACAAAUAAUGGUCUAACCAUGCCUCAAGCCCCAGUGAACGUGAAUCAACAACCUAGGGAUCCUGCAGCAGCAGCAAGCAAACCUUACUACAUACUUGAUAAUUUAUUCGGUGAUUUGAUCGACUUGAAGAGCUCCAGUGGUGGAAAUAAGAUGGGCACUAGUUUGGGUAGCUCAAACGGUGGUCAACCUAUGAUUGGUGGAAAGAAAUAAGUUCCUCUAAAUGGCAAUGGUUGAUUGUAGAUUCUUCGCGACAGUUCACUCGAUUUAAUGUAUAUUUGGUGUAUAUCUCUUCUUUUACAUGUUUGAUUAGGUUUGUUGAUUUCGUGGUUUAGAACAUUGUUGAUGUACAUAAAAAUGGUUUAUUGCAUUUCUCUGGAGCGUAGUGCACUUGUCAGACUUGCAACACAUAAAUUAUUCGGGAGUUUGGUCUCUUUUUUCUCA
Lolium rigidum is the source of this 2026-nucleotide messenger RNA. RefSeq names its product TOM1-like protein 6. Gene Ontology annotation, biological process: protein transport to vacuole involved in ubiquitin-dependent protein catabolic process via the multivesicular body sorting pathway. Lineage: Eukaryota; Viridiplantae; Streptophyta; Magnoliopsida; Poales; Poaceae. Gene Ontology annotation, molecular function: phosphatidylinositol binding; ubiquitin binding. The coding region runs from base 2 to 1795 and encodes 597 amino acids. The transcript is spliced from 9 exons. The record is from RefSeq and is a predicted model, not a curated record.